UAAACUCGUGUAACCGGGUUAACACGUCUGUGCAUGCUGAAUGUUUGUCUAGCCUGUAAAUCGUGAAAACCGCAUGUGUGAAUACCAAGCUGGUGAUGAAUAAGCCUACAGAGAGCAAACCGUCUCCAUCUUGUAAAGUGUUGAAUCACUUCUACCUGUGGAGCUCUGAACAACCUGCUCGGUUUGUGCUGUAUUUGUGAUAUCUUGAUAUUGUGUGAAGAAUUUGCUCAAGAUGAAGGUUGUACAAGUCCAUACUUGUAUUUCAUCAUCACACAGAAACAUGUUCCUGCCGAUCGUUGGACUGGUUGUUUUCGGGUUCGUCUAUCGCUGGUACAAGGAGAGAAAACGAGUGCACAACAAAGCAGACAAAUAUGUCUACAUCACCGGCUGUGACACCGGCUUUGGGAAUCUCCUCGCCAAGCACCUGGACCAGUUGGGCUUCUGUGUGAUCGCGGGCUGCUACACUGAGAAAGGCGAGGACGAGCUGAAGAAGACCUCCUCCGACCGACUGACGACCGUUCACCUGGACGUCACCGACUCUGAAAGUGUCUCCAAAGCAGCAGCUUUUAUCAAGACUCUGGUUGGAGAGAAAUACCUGUGGGCUGUAGUGAACAAUGCUGGAGUCGGAGUGCCGUCUGGUCCCGAUGACUGGCUCACUAUAGAGGAUCACAAGUCCAUGAUAGCCGUCAAUCUUUUGGGCGUGAUCGAUGUAACACUGAGCGUCCUGUCUCUGCUCAAGAAGGCCAGAGGCAGAGUGGUGAACGUGGCCAGCGUGUUCGGGAGGAUCACCACGUUUGGGGGACCGUACUGUUUGUCCAAGUACGGAGUGGAGGCCUUCAGUGAUAGCCUACGUUUAACCAUGGGACAUUUCGGAGUCAAAGUGUCCUGCAUCGAGCCCGGCUUCUUCAAGACCGGUUUGACUGAUGUGGCAAUCCUGCAGAACAGCCUGACUAAACUGUGGGGCCGAUUACCUCCGGAGGUCAAAGACGACUAUGGAUGUAAUUUCAUUGACGAAUCUCUUGUGCUGUGUGAAAAGAGGAUUAACCAGCUCGCAGACGGGAACCUAAUGAAGGUGGUCAACAGUAUGGAGCAUGCCAUCUCUGCCGUUUAUCCUCGGGCUCGCUACACCGUUGGAUGGGACGCCAAGUUUAUCUGGCUACCUCUCUCCUACAUGCCGAGCUGCAUCUGUGACAGAAUGCUUCGAAUAAAUAGUCCCAAACCAGCAUUGUCUGUACUGUAGCGUUCUUGACAGUUUAGGUGUAACAUGACGAGAACAACCUGUGUGCAUUCACACUUAAAGGUUGAAUACACUGACGGCUUCAUAUGACUGUUACAUCAUUGAAUAAAUCUAGUUUUCUGAAUUUACAAA
This is a messenger RNA of Labrus mixtus (cuckoo wrasse), 1369 nucleotides long. It is a transcript of the gene dhrs9, whose product is annotated as dehydrogenase/reductase (SDR family) member 9. The coding region runs from base 233 to 1240 and encodes 335 amino acids. NCBI's taxonomy places the organism in Eukaryota, Metazoa, Chordata, Actinopteri, Labriformes, Labridae. The transcript has 5 exons. The record is from RefSeq and is a predicted model, not a curated record.